Messenger RNA from Cadophora gregata, 1002 nucleotides. RefSeq lists its product as uncharacterized. Lineage: Eukaryota; Fungi; Ascomycota; Leotiomycetes; Helotiales; Ploettnerulaceae. The transcript has a single exon. The coding region runs from base 1 to 1002 and encodes 333 amino acids. The record is from RefSeq and is a predicted model, not a curated record.
AUGCUCCGGCACACUCUCCGCCUGGAACAUGUUCUCUCCUCACGCUUCUACUCCAGUACCUCUUCACUAUCCAAAGGCAAGCGAAUCAUCGUAACAGGCGGUUCCGGAAAAGCAGGCCAAUACAUAAUUCCGCACCUUCUUUCCCGUGGCCACGAGAUCCUCAAUCUAGACCUCACCGUACCAUCUCAACCAAUCCCCGACGUCCAUACAAUCAAAACAGACCUUACAUCCAGCGGUCAAGUCUUUAACGCGCUCACCUCACCUUUCAAACUCACUCAGCCCUUUCCAAUCCACUCACACCCCUUCCAGCCUCCAGACGCUGUGAUCCAUCUCGCGGGCCACGCUCGCAAUAUGCUCGUCCCAGACAAUGAGACAUUCCGCGUUAAUACUGUUGGGACAUACAAUGUUAUCGAAGCAGCUUGCAAACUCGGAAUACCAAAAAUCAUCAUCGCAAGCUCAGUCUGUGUCUAUGGCGUCACAUUCGGUGAGGGAGAUGUCGAUUUCACAUCCUUUCCCAUUGAUGAAGAAAUCGACGUGAACCCUACAGACACCUAUUCCAUCUCCAAACUCUGCGGUGAGAGAAUCGCUCGAGGGUUCGCUCGUCGAUUUGGAACCGACAUCUACGCCUUAAGAAUAGGAGCACUCAUCACACCCGAGGAGUACAAGACGGACGUCUUUAACGCUUACAUUGAGAAGCCAGAAGAGUGGAAGGUCCACGGGUGGUCGUACACCGAUGCCAGGGACUUAGGGGAGAUGUGUGAGAGGUGUGUGAGGGUUGAUGGGUUGGAAUGGCAGGUUUUCAAUGCGACAAAUGAUGAGAUUACGAAUUUUGUCUCGAGGGAUGGGAGUACGGAGGGGUUUUUGAAGAGGAUGUGUCCGGAGACGCCGUUUACGAGGAAUAUAGGUAGGAGAGAGGCGCCGAUGUCGAAUAGGAAGAUGAAGGAGAUGUUGGGGUUUGAGGAGCAGCAUAAUUGGAGGAAGUAUUGUCAGGAGGAUGGAUGA